Ceratotherium simum simum (southern white rhinoceros) is the source of this 796-nucleotide messenger RNA. RefSeq names its product NK6 homeobox 3 (gene NKX6-3). NCBI's taxonomy places the organism in Eukaryota, Metazoa, Chordata, Mammalia, Perissodactyla, Rhinocerotidae. Gene Ontology annotation, molecular function: RNA polymerase II cis-regulatory region sequence-specific DNA binding; DNA-binding transcription factor activity, RNA polymerase II-specific. The record is from RefSeq and is a predicted model, not a curated record. Gene Ontology annotation, biological process: cell differentiation; regulation of transcription by RNA polymerase II. Gene Ontology annotation, cellular component: nucleus.
AUGGAGUCCAACCUGCAGGGCACCUUCCUGCUGAACAACACGCCGCUGGCUCAGUUCUCGGAGGUGAAGGCGCCCGUGUGCCAGUACUCCGUGCAGAACUCCUUCUACAAGCUCAGCCCACCAGGGCUGGGCCCCCAGCUGGCCACCGGGACACCCCACGGGAUCACAGACAUCCUGAGCAGGCCGGCGGCCACGCCAAACAGCAGCCUCCUCUCCAGCUACCCCCCCGUGGCUGGCUUUGGUGGACUGGGCUCCCAGGGGGUCUACUAUGGCCCCCAAGUGGGGAAUUUCUCCAAGGCUGGGAGCGAGUACCCCACCCGGACCCGGAACUGCUGGGCAGACACAGGCCAGGACUGGCGCGGCGGGCGGCAGUGCAGCCACACCCCGGACACCCUGAGCGACAGCAUCCACAAGAAAAAGCACACCCGUCCCACCUUCACGGGGCACCAGAUCUUUGCCCUGGAGAAGACCUUUGAGCAGACCAAGUACCUGGCUGGCCCCGAGAGGGCGCGGCUGGCAUACUCGCUGGGGAUGACCGAGUCGCAAGUCAAGGUGUGGUUCCAGAACCGAAGGACCAAGUGGCGGAAGAAGAGCGCCCUGGAGCCCUCGUCCUCCACGCCUCGGGGCCCGGGCGGCACGGGCGCGGGCGGGGACCGCGCGGCCUCGGAGAACGAGGACGACGAGUACAACAAGCCGCUGGACCCCGACUCGGACGACGAGAAGAUCCGCCUGCUGCUCCGCAAGCACCGCGCCGCCUUCUCGGUGCUCAGCCUGGGCGCGCACGGCGUCUGACGCC